Molecule: messenger RNA, 1257 nt
Organism: Cucumis sativus (cucumber)
Lineage: Eukaryota; Viridiplantae; Streptophyta; Magnoliopsida; Cucurbitales; Cucurbitaceae
Product: inositol-phosphate phosphatase
Exons: 11
Coding region: 187-996 (269 amino acids)
Biological process (GO): phosphatidylinositol phosphate biosynthetic process; signal transduction; inositol metabolic process
Molecular function (GO): inositol monophosphate 1-phosphatase activity
Source: RefSeq, a predicted model, not a curated record
AUGCUACAAACUUCUUCUCAUUCCUCUUUCUGGCUUCUUCUUCCCCUACUCCACUAUCAACUCCUUCAAUCGCUAAUCACGCACCCUUACAUCGUAUGCAUGUUCGUAUUAGCUAAUGCUGUGAUCCAAUAACACACCAUUUUUUAAAUCCCAUUUCUAAUUUCUUCACAAUCAAAACACACAAUAAUGUCGGGGAAUGAUUCCCUUCAGGGCUUUCUCGCCGCUGCUGUCGAUGCCGCCAAGAAAGCCGGACAGUUGAUCCAGGAGAAAUUUUACCAGACCAAACAUGUCGAACACAAAGGAGAGGUGGAUUUGGUUACUGAAACUGACAAAGCUUGUGAAGAUCUUGUGUUUAGUCAUCUCAAGCAGUGUUUCCCAUCGCACAAGUUCAUUGGAGAAGAGACUAGUGCAGCUUAUGGUACUAUGGAGCUGACUGAUGAGCCCACAUGGAUUGUUGAUCCCAUUGAUGGAACUACGAACUUCGUUCACGGAUAUCCUUUUGUUUGUGUCUCAAUUGGUUUAACUAUUGGCAAAGUUCCAACAGUUGGUGUUGUAUUCAAUCCAAUCAUUGAUGAGCUUUUUACUGGUAUUCGUGGACAAGGUGCUUAUCUCAAUGGGAAAGCCAUUAAAGUAUCCUCCCAAGAUCAACUAAUCAAAUGCCUUCUGGCUAGUGAGACUGGAACUUCACGUGAAAAAUCAACAAUCGAUGAUAUUACUGGCAGAAUUAACAGGCUUCUCUUUAAGGUGAGAUCUCUUAGGAUAAAUGGAUCGUGUGCAUUAAGUCUCUGUGAUGUUGCCUGUGGAAGAAUCGAUCUAUUUUAUAUAAAUUGCUAUGGAGGUCCUUGGGACGCAGCUGCUGGCGCUGUAAUCUUAACGGAAGCUGGAGGAUUAGUCUAUGACCCAUCUGGUAGAGAUUUUGAUAUCACAGCUACGAGACUUGCUGCUUCUAAUCCACUUCUCAAAGAGACAUUUGUUGAAGCUUUGGCACAUCCUUGAUCAGAAUAUACCUGUAUUGACAACAAUAGGUACCAAUUCCACAACUUCAAGGCAAUCAACAAGUUAAUUUAAUGUUAUAAUCGUUAGCUUAUCUCUUGAAUUGUUGUAUGAUUAAAAUUCAAUCCUAGAGUUGAAACUUGAAAUUGUCUUUGAAACUCUUUUUACGUGUGGGGAAUCCAAACUAGCACCAACCUUUUUGUUGUUAACACAUCUAUAUGUCGGUUGAGUUUUGCACGUUUUGGUGUGUCUUUAAAAUUAAAA